Vigna umbellata (rice bean) is the source of this 694-nucleotide messenger RNA. The record is from RefSeq and is a predicted model, not a curated record. Lineage: Eukaryota; Viridiplantae; Streptophyta; Magnoliopsida; Fabales; Fabaceae.
AAAAUAAUGUUUUUUUGUUUAACUUGGUUUGAAUGUAGAUGUAUUUCGUUUCUAAAACUCUUGCAGAGCAAGAAGCAUGGAAAUUUGCGAAAGAGAAAGGAAUGGACUUCAUCACUAUCCUUCCGACUCUUGUUGUUGGCCCAUUUCUGCCUCCAUCGAUGCCAUCUAGCAUAAUCACAGCACUUUCCCCUAUCCUAGGAAGAGAGGAGCAUUAUGGGAUCAUAAGACAGGGUAAACUCGUGCACAUAGAAGAUAUUUGUCUUACUCACAUAUUUCUAUUCGAAGAGGCAAAAGCAGAAGGAAGAUACAUAUGCAAUGCACGUGACGUUACUAUUCAUGAGAUUGCAAAAUUAAUUAACAAAAAAUACCCAGAGUACAAGGUUCCCACUGAGUUUGAGAAGAUUGGAGAUGAAUUGGAGGCGGUAAGAUUAUCUUCGAAGAAACUCAAAGACUUGGGAUUUGAAUUCAAAUACAGCGUGGAAGAUAUGUAUACUGAAGCAAUUGAUGCAUGCAGAGAAAAAGGGCUUCUUCCUAAAACUGCUCAAACAUCAUGAAAUGGCACUUAAUGUUUUCAUAUUUUUCGGAUUCUUCAAAUGAUUCUUCUGUCGUGAAUUGGAAUUGAGAAUUAUUAGUUGUCUUCAAAUCUUGUUUUUCUUACCUAUAUGCAAUUAUCUCAGGCUAUUAUAAAAUAAUA